This is a messenger RNA of Trypanosoma cruzi, 1911 nucleotides long. RefSeq lists its product as uncharacterized. Lineage: Eukaryota; Euglenozoa; Kinetoplastea; Trypanosomatida; Trypanosomatidae. Bases 1 to 1911 code for a protein of 636 amino acids. The transcript has a single exon. The record is from RefSeq and is a predicted model, not a curated record.
AUGUUCGGCGAUCCCGUCCGUCCAGCUCCCGCGUUUGCGGUGGCGGCGGUGCGGAAUGCACAGGAGAAUAUGCGGACAAAAUUACAGCGGAUGGAAAGCACGUCUCUCGCCGGAAGCAUGCCGACAAAAACGUGGGCGACGGCAAUUCCCCCGUUGCCCGGCAAUCGUCCCGCAGCCACCAACGCGGCGGGCCAAAAAAAAGAAUUUCUGGGGGCGAACAUCGACUCCUGCCCGCAGUUUCAGCGGUUACGCGGCACGGCGAGGGAGGACCGUCACGAAAAAAUUUUCAGGCGGACACAAGAGGCGAAACGUGCGGAAGAACUACGGCAACGGCAGGCCCUCCUCUCGCAGAGUGUGACGAUGAAUGACUACUACAACACGUUGUUCCGGCCGCUGCAAAAACGCGACUUUUCGACGACACUCAACUCGGCUUGGUCCGCCACCGGCAACUUGCCGGCCCCUGUUGGGGGGUCCUUACGAACCCGUGACGUCGUGCUGAAUGACUUGGAGGAGUCUUUCAUUGCAUGCUACUACAAAAUGCACCCCGCCGCGCUGCAGCGCAAAAAGGAAUUGGAAGAGGCGGAGGAGCAACGACGGCGGUCCGUACGCGCCGCAGCACAAAUCUCCUCUUUCAGUGGUGGUUUGCCACGCUCAAGGAGCAUCACACUGCCGCGCGGCCAAAAAGGUUCUCCUAAAAAGAAGAAUCAGAAGGGGAAAAAAGAAGAACAACCAAAAGAGGGGGCUCCGGCAGCAAAUCUGCGUAUCCUGCUGGAGGCAUUGUUAGAGGCAUCCGACGAUCGAGGCCUGAUUACAUUUGACACUUUCAUUGCGGUAUUAAAACGUCCACCGUUUGACGUAAAAGACGAUGAGGCUCUUGAGGCGCUCUUCUUUCUUGUGCAGACGUCAUCGACGGCGGAGGUUGGCGGGAGUGAGACGGAGCGCCGCCUCGAUGGGUCGUUCAGCGUGAGCGCCGUUCUCCCACGUGCACGAAGGAAGAGUGCAUCUCAACACACGUCGCAUGUUUUGGUAACAGGAACGUCUGCGACAUUGGGACCCCCCAGUCCUCUCACGAGUACCGGUACGUUGCCAGCAAGCUUACGCCGUUCAGCGACGGGUCCGGGUGCAAGUCAAUCGAUCAGUCGUCGUGCCGCCUUCACUUCGCGUGCAAACAAAGGUGCCACCACGUCUAUGACAACAAUUACACUGGGAACUGCCGCCGCGUCUGAAGUUAUUUGUUCUCCGUCGGUUCGUGUACGAGAAAUACUGGCGGCGAUAGAUGCUAUAAUCAACGGCCCUGAGAUGCGCGAGGCGGUGCGAUCGGUUUGCUUUGGUGUAUUGGAGAACGAUGGGUUUAUACACAAGGCAACUCUGCACACAAUACGUCUUUUUCGCCGUGAGAACUGCGAGGGGAAAGACGCGGUGGUGACACCCUCCAUUGUGAAGGCGCUUGGCGAUGCGAUGGAGUUGAUGCUGCAGGAAGAGGAGGCGGAAUACCUGCGCUCACAGAUGAAAGGAAAGCGCCGUGCGAAGGCUGGCAAGGCGCCUGCGCUUCUUGCGCACCAGAAGUCAGCCAUUCCGCUGCACAUGAUGCGUCGCUCGCACAUCAAUUUGAAGGAAUUUAGCCGAUUUUUUGAUGAGCUGCCGAUGAUUGCCGCAGCCUUUACACAUGUAUGGCUUCCCGCAAUUUUUGCCUUAUCAUGGCCCUCUGUAAAGAGGUCGUUCACAUCCGAGUCCAACGAUGACGGAAUGCCGGGCGACGAUGAAGAAAACCACAACAACAACGCGGAGGAUGGGGUUGUGGACGAGUUCCACGCCUGGCGCCGUAAUACAGCCCGGCGGGUCGUGACAGAAAGGCUGGAAUACAUGAAACCAGCAUCCAUCACCGAAAGUGAUGUCGUGUCGCAGCGGUAG